UACAUUUUCUCAGUAAAAAAUGGAUUUUUCGUAUUUUUGAACCAUAGUACAUAAAUUUAUAUGUUUCAGGUCAAUUAAGUGCGGAAUAAAUUGCACUUAUUUUAAUUUAUUAUCAUUUUUAAAGACGAUCGAAUGUCGAUGUCUAUUGGUCAAUCGUGAAAUGGUAAAAAGAUCAUGUGAAAAUUAAAUCAAGAUUUGAAUGGACUCGUCCCGGAAUUUUACGAGAAAAAAACUUGUAUUCAUAAAAAUUUAAAUAUUUCAAGAAAAAAAUUGUUUCAAUUAUUUUUUGAACCUAUUCAAAAACGUUUAGCGUUUGAAAAUAUAUCGGUUCAUUCACGCCGAUCAUUAAUAAUUUAUGUACAUAAACGCUUAUGAAUUUUCUAUUCUUUCGCUUCGAACAAAAAUUUCUCAUCCACUUUUUCUAUCGAGCACUAUAGCGCCCUAUUUACAAUCUUACUAUGCAUUAUCUUCCAAAUCAAAAUUCGAUCUCUAUUGCACAGUUGCAUUCUUCAAUAUUCAAAUUACUGCUUGUAUACAUCACGAUUAUGAAUUGACACCUCUGUCAUGAGUAAAACAGAUGAAGAUAUUGUGAACACUCCAAUAUCUGCGCAUGUUACAACUAACUUUUCUCUUGAAAAAUUGUAAAUAUUAUAGAAAUACAUUGUAUGUAACCGCUUGUAAAAUUUGAGAGAUGAAAUACUGUAUGAUGUACUGUAGCUCAAAACGCCUCUUUUCAAAACCAAAUAUCGCUUUGAAAUGUACGAUUGAGAUUAUUUAUCCUUCAAUGCGCCUAUGUUACUGCCUGUUUAAUAUUCAUAAACCUUUUUUAUUACACUGCUUGGGAAUUUUUCAAAGGAAAACUGCGUAAAUGCGCGUAUACUGUGUAUUCGCACUGAUUGUAAAGAUUGUACAGAUUGGAAUUUUUUUCAUGUACAUUUGUAUUAAAAAAAAACGUAGCAGAAGAAGAUGAAAGUUUAGUUGGAAAGCUUCACUCGCUUUUCUCGCUCAAUUUUUUGAUUGUUACUUCUGACAAAAUGUAGCCCAGUAAUGUUGUAGCAAAAUUUCAGCUGCUUUUCCACCUGCCAAUAUCUAUCACUUAUAUAGUGCUUAUAAAAUAUUUUAUGCCGUAAAAGGACAUCCUGCUCCACAGUCAAUAAUGAACUAUUCGAAAAAAAAAACAAAACAAAAAUAAAAACAGAGACAAGUUAUUAUACACCACGCACGCAUGCACACACUGUAAUAUCUCUCUAAAUAGAAAACCUGACACCAUGUCUAAAAAAAAAAAUGAUGUUUAAUAAAAUAAAGUCCUGGAAAACCCUGUUGUUCCAGCCGAGGAUCUUAGCAUGACGGGUCUUAAGUGGGCCUCAGCCUGGCAGCGAUGGAGCGUGCCGUCGAUCAUGUGGCGCGCCGGCGGCAGCCUGAGCAAGAGCCUCGUCUCGUCGACGGCCCAGGGCAAUAACGGCCAGGUGGCACCCGGCGAGGGUGGCUUCAAUUGUCCGGCCUGCGGCCGCGUUUACAAGCUCAAGAGCAGCUUGCGCAACCACCAGAAAUGGGAGUGCGGCAAAGAGCCACAGUUUCAGUGCCCGCACUGCGUCUAUCGCGCCAAACAGAAGAUGCACAUCGCCCGCCACAUGGAGCGCAUGCACAAAGAGAAGCUUUACAAGCAGGAAGUCGUCUAAGAAAAAACAAAAAUGAAAAAGAAAGAAAGAAGAGAUGGUUGUUUACAAGCCUCCGCCCGCCGACCCAGUGAUUUUUAAGUACACGUGUGUGAAUGGGAUAGGUGUUAUUAUUACUGCUCAUUGAGAUGAUGAUUUUUUACUAGAUUUUUUUUUUCGUGUUUUUUUUUGCAAUUUUUCACGACAAGCUGUAUACAAGUAUACGAGUGCACGAGACAGUGCUUCACUCGUGUGCACCUUGUAAACCGUCACUUUUGACAAGUGAUACGCAUAUUAUUAUACCAGAAGUUUAUCGUUCAGUGAUUUUGGCAGGAACCCAAAGGCUUUAAAGAAAACAAAUUGUUUUACGAUUUAAGUUUAAAUGCAGGAUUUUGUCACAGUUCAUAAUUCAAUUUUUUCAAUGCUUAGGUUUAACGUUAAGAGUAUAAUUUAUAUUUUUUUAGAUAUUAAGAUUGUUUCAAUUUUAAUUUUUUUUUAUAGAAACGCAGUUUUUAUAGUUACAGAGAAAUCGGAGGAAUUAUGACAAUUCAUUACGAUUUUUAUAUGUAAUUCUAAAAUAGCAAGUGAAUCUUGCUCGGGGUAAAUUUGUUACGUGUGGCUUUCUGCAUACUCGAAAGUCACAAAAAACUCAUCCAAAAAUUUAGGCUUAAGGAAAUCGAAAUUUUUUAUUGUUCUUCUCUUCAAAUGUUGAAUUUCAGUUUUUCUAUCAAAUAGAAAAAUCGAAAAAAAUUGUGUAUAUCCGUUGUGCGAGCAGCAAUGUCACGUAGAAGUGCAAUUAAUACUCUUUGGAAAUUUGAAGAAGAAAAAAUUACUAGAAAACACUGUGAUAUAGAUUGGACUGUGCUCGAUACACGCACGUCCUUCAAAAUUUUUUGGUGAUAUAUAUCGUUGGUUGACACACUCGCCCACGAGUGGCCCCGUUAAACGGAUCAAAUUCGUUUUCCUGAUUGGAAACAACCAAAAUUACUGUUGAUUUUAUCUUAGUUUAUAUAAUAAAGUGUCAUUGUUCUGCUCGACAACGAAAAAAAAACGCAUAUCAAAGCCGGCGUUUGGAUUGAAAAUCGCGUCGGCUUCGCAAAUUUUAGGUUACACACAUAUGUAAUGUAUAACAUCGAUCGAAUCAAAUUCAUUAUACAUUCUUGGAGUAACACAAUAUACCUCGAGCUCGAUUCGGUCCCAAUCUGGGGCACUUCCAUAGUAACCAUUCUGGUCACACUGGUUCCGUAUAUUUAUAUGAUAAUUGAAGUAGCAGCCGUGGUCGUGCUGGAUUCAAACUAUAGGGACACAAAAAUCGCUUCGUACAUAUAGACUUCCUCCCUCGUACAAUCGAUUCAGCUAUCGUCACAGUAUAUUCUGCAUUUUUUGCUUAUUUAAUUAUCCUUUUUUCAUAGACGCUUAUGAUGUAAGUAGUCAUACAUUUAUAAAGAUAUAGAGUGAUGUAUAUUUCCAUUAUAUAAGUAUAUAUACCAAUGCUCGAAGUACACUUCCAGAUAUUUUUCAGACGUGCAACUAUAAGAUUCCUAACGAAUGCAUUUAUUUACACAAUUUUAUUUAUUACUUUUUUUGAAUGUAAUAUAGUAUUUUAUCAAUGUGAAGUGAUGGUGUGUAUUUUACUUUUCACUUUACGUCUGUACAUAUUGCGCGAGAUCGAUUAUGGCUGAAUCGAAUAAUAAUGAUAUCGGCUAGGGUAUACACGCGAUCUAGCUCGCGAUACAAUAAAUAACAAUAAUAACAAUAAUUCAUUUUGUUCCUUAUACAAAGCACCCGCCAAGUCAAUAGCAUAAUAUAAUGCACAAAACAGGUAUAUAUUUUAAUUUACUAUCGAAUGCUUCAAGUACAAGUUAGCUUGUUUUUUUUUCAUUUCGUACAUUGGUACGAUUUUUACAUUCGAGCUUAUACAUAGCGAAGUUAUUACUUCCACUUCAACCCCAAACAAAGUGAGACUUUAAGCCAAUAAUAAGUAAUAUACUAACCCCACGUUAUUGCCAAAUAGAUUAAAAAGAAACCGUAGAAUUGUAGGAUGGUAUUUGCGAGCUAGACCAGUCAGAUCUAUACACGUCCCAUAUUCCUGAGCCAUUCCAGACACGACCCACGGCGACGCGUUACUAGUUAUCUUUCUUUUAUACACAAAUGUAGACAAUAUUUUAUUGUAAAAAAUGUAACAUCCAUCGAAAAAAACCAGUAGCAAAACAAUAGAAACAUUAUUCAUGUCCAUCCCCCGCGUAAAGUUUUAAGUAUUAGGCUACGAGAGUAAGAAUGUUUGCGUAUAUAUAGAUAAAAGUGUUGAAUUUUUUUUUCAUUGGUUAAUGUGUAUAUGUAUGAUGACGAGCGAAUUGCUUUUUAAUUUCUGUGGACUGCAUAAAUCAACAACAGUAUUUUUAUUGCAAAAUAUUUUUGCAAAUUUUUUCAUUUUUUUUUACAUAAGAAUGUUUUUUUACUUCGACGAAUCAGUGCUUAACACGCUGUUCUAUGCUCAAUAAAAUAUCUAUUUAGUUCUUUAAGGCUAAGACAAACGCUUUCAAAUAUUUUUACAGAUUUACAGAUGUUUUUUUAGAUAUGCAUAAUACUUGGAAUCAAGCUUUUUUUUCUUCUGAUCCAUCAAUUUCAUUGUCAGUCCUCAUCUGUUACCUUAAUAUCAUAAAUUCGUAACCAGAUAUUGUGCGUAAAAAUUUAACGUUAGUUUAAUAUUAGAAAGAAAUGGCUUUUAUUUGAAAUUUCUUGAAAUUAUGCGAGCCCUUUAUAGCGUGAAAAAACAUGAUCAUUUAGCACGUAUAAAUUAAUAAUACAAUUAUUAUCUAGUAUAUAAUGCAGCGAUAAGUGCCUCUUAAAAGCUUAAAUAUACAAGAAGACCACCACUCAGUUAGAAUUAAAAAUUAACAAUGGAACAAUUUGAUUGAUCUAUGUCGUAUACGAAAGGAGAUUAUUAGAUAUUACGAAAAAAAGUAUAAAAGAUAAGUGAAUAAAUGUAAAUUAUUGAAAUUAAGAUAACCAAACUUAUGGGACGUCGCAAACAUAAGCAGUAGACGAAAAAAAAACCAAUAAAACUAGCUACUAUUGAUAAGGAAUUGAAAAAAAAAUUAAAUAAGUUUGAAAGAAAGGAAAAUUAAAAAAAAAAUAUGGCUUUUUGCUGUGCCAACUCUAAUGAUUCCACUUAAGUGCUUCAAGAGUUAGAGCUUGAUGAGAGUGAAAGUCUUAUUUUAUCGCUUAAAAAAAGCAAUUUUAUAAAGGGUGCGUCACUAUAGAUUGAAUAUAAACUUUAUAAAAUUACAUAAGCUACUACGAUGUAGAAUUCCAUAUUCUAAAAUUUAAAAAACGCAUUCAAGUAAUAAAGAAAUGAUUGAGACGUUUUUAUUGAAAAAGCGUGCCUUUGAUAUCUCAUGCUACGUAGGUCAAUCUAAAUUCAAGUGGCUUAUUUUAAUAAAAUUCCAUGAAAUAAUCGGUAAGCGUACUGCAAGAAAAAAAAUUAUAUAUUCGAUCUAGUACGUUAUUAAAAUCAUUCAUAUAUAGAACUUUGAAAGGUCAUUAAAAAUUAUUAAACAACGUUUGAAGUAUUUAGGUUGAUCAAAUAUUUCAACCAAACUCUGGCAUAAUCGUUAAAAUUAAUUUUAAUAAUAAACUGGAAUUUAUAAUGGAAAAAUUAAGAUUUAAAACAUUUUCAUUUUAAUAUCUUAUGUGAGUUAAAUUUUAGAACAGGUGUGGGUACGUUAUGGUAAAAAAAUAAUCAUGAAAUUGGGUUUUGUUAUGAUUUUGAAUGAUAAAACGUACUCGCACCGGUUUAAUGUAAUUUUUUUUGUAGCACAAACGCCAUGAAUAGGGGCAAAAUUGCUUUUAUAGCACUAGUGGUAAAAAAAAAUUUCCGCGUUUAUAUUGUAUCAAUUGGAAUUUUCUAAUGAAGAAGAAUGAACUCAAUUUAGGCAUUAAAUGUUUUUCAAGAUGAUAGAUUUUCACAGCUCGUUCAAAUAAUAAAUAAAUGCAUUAAUUAUAAACAAUAAGCCUUGUAUAAAGUGCCUUUUGGCGAGACUGGAACGUUUCAAAACAAGGGUUAUCCAGCCCUACACUAAUUUUUUGUCGACAACUAUUUGAAAAAGAUUUUUUUGCAUUUCCGUUUACGCUAAAAUAUACAUAUCAAAAGAAAUUAAACCAUAGCUAGUUUCAUAGUUUUUACGCUAUAACCGUAAUACUUAUUUAUAUGAAAUUUUACUCGUAAAUAAGCGUCUUCUGCUCACUCAAUAGUACAAGUACAUACAUUUUAUGUUUAAACAUGAUAUUGUAGAGAAGUUAUGCCAAGUACAAGCUAAAAAAUAGUAUAUUAAAAAUGCUAUUUCCGAUUGUAAAAAGACUUUUAAGUUAUAUUGUUCACUCAACGCCUUUUUAAAUCAAAUGAUAUAAACUUUUUUAUAGAGUUAAGCAAUUCUUUUGCCAUGUAUUUGCCAACGAAUGAUUAUGAUUACUAUUAUCACCAUCUAUAUGGUUAGUGUUUUUUUUAUUAUUAUUUUAAAAUUAAUUUUUACGGUUUUUCGUUCUUGAGGCAGCUUUCUAUCAUGGAAACUCAUUGAAUAAGUUAAUAGUUAGUUUUUCACUACGGCAAUUUAACAAUUU
Messenger RNA from Trichogramma pretiosum, 6275 nucleotides. RefSeq names its product longitudinals lacking protein, isoforms A/B/D/L-like. The record is from RefSeq and is a predicted model, not a curated record. The transcript has a single exon. NCBI's taxonomy places the organism in Eukaryota, Metazoa, Arthropoda, Insecta, Hymenoptera, Trichogrammatidae. Bases 1344 to 1679 code for a protein of 111 amino acids.